UUUUCCUCCUUGCAGAUGCUGCCCUCCUGGAUCGUCGGCCUCCUCCUGCUGGCCACAGUCAGAGGAAAGGAGAUCUGCUAUGCACCUUUCGGCUGCUUCUCCAAUGAAAAACCAUGGGCCGGGAUCCUUCAACGGCCCUUGAAGUUAUUUCCCUGGUCCCCCAAGGACAUUAACACCCAGUUCCUUCUGUACACAAAUGAGAAUCCGAACAACUUCCAACGGAUCUCCUCCACAGACCUAGCCACCAUCGAGGCUUCAAACUUCCGACUGGACCGCAAGACGCGCUUCAUCAUCCACGGCUUCAUAGACAAGGGGGAGGAGAGCUGGCUGAUCAACAUGUGCAAGAAUAUGUUUCAAGUGGAAGAGGUGAACUGCAUCUGUGUGGACUGGAGACGUGGGGCCAAGACACAGUACACCCAGGCUGUCCACAACAUCCGCGUCGUCGGAGCCGAGAUCGCUUUCUUACUACAAGAGCUGUCGACAGAGAUGAAGUACAGCCUCCAGAAUGUGCACCUCAUCGGCCACAGCCUGGGCGCGCACGCGGCCGCCGAGGCUGGCAGGAGGCUGGGGGGCCGCGUGGGCCGGAUCACAGGGCUGGACCCGGCAGAGCCCUGCUUCCAGGGCACGCCCGAGGAGGUCCGGCUGGACCCAUCCGACGCCAUGUUUGUAGAUGUGAUCCACACAGAUUCUGCGCCCAUAGUCCCUUCCCUAGGUUUUGGAAUGAGCCAAACGGUGGGCCAUCUGGAUUUCUAUCCAAAUGGAGGGAAACAAAUGCCUGGAUGUAAGAAGAAUAUCCUUUCGACCAUCGUUGAUAUAAAUGGCAUAUGGGAAGGGACCCGAGACUUUGUAGCCUGCAACCACCUGAGAAGCUACAAGUAUUACGCAAGCAGCAUCCUCAACCCCAACGGCUUCCUGGGCUACCCGUGUGCAUCCUACGAUGAGUUUCAGGAGAAUAACUGUUUCCCUUGUCCAGCCGGUGGAUGCCCCAAAAUGGGGCACUAUGCUGACCAGUUUCAGGGGAAAACCAGUGCUGUGGGACAAACGGUUUUCCUGAACACAGGAGAGAGUGGUAACUUUACUAGCUGGAGAUACAGGGUGUCAGUCACACUGGCUGGGAAAAAGAAAGUGCGUGGCUACAUCAGGAUUGCUUUAUACGGAAGUGCUGGAAACUCAAAGCAAUUUGAGAUUUUCAAAGGGUCCCUCAAACCAGAUGCCAGUCAUACACGUGACAUUGAUGUGAACCUCAAUGUUGGAAAAGUCCAGAAGGUCAAGUUCAUCUGGUACAACAACGUGAUAAAUCUCUUCCGGCCCACUCUGGGGGCUUCCCACAUCACAGUGCAAAGUGGCGAAGAUGGGACUGAGUAUCACUUUUGUGGUGAUGACCCAGUGAAAGAAGACGUUUUACAGUCUCUUCACCCUUGUUAA
Messenger RNA from Pteronotus mesoamericanus, 1425 nucleotides. Its product is annotated as pancreatic lipase-related protein 2-like. Gene Ontology annotation, molecular function: glycerophospholipase activity; triacylglycerol lipase activity; galactolipase activity. The record is from RefSeq and is a predicted model, not a curated record. NCBI's taxonomy places the organism in Eukaryota, Metazoa, Chordata, Mammalia, Chiroptera, Mormoopidae. The coding region runs from base 16 to 1425 and encodes 469 amino acids. The transcript is spliced from 12 exons. Gene Ontology annotation, biological process: phospholipid catabolic process; triglyceride catabolic process.